AUGAGUGGUCGAUACAGCGUGGAAGACACAGACUACGAGGAAGCAAAAAAGGAGCAGAAAACGAGUCAAUGUGAUACGAAAGGCAAGAUGCAUACGAGGAUAGCUACGGAGUAUGGCGUGCGGUCUGGACUGGCCAGCAGAGGCAAGCACGACCGGGGGCAAAACGACCCAGGUAAGAACGAUGGGCAUGAACAAUAUGCUUUGCGCUCUGCUCCUGAGGAUCUUGUCCCUUCCUUCCAAGCUGAUUUGGGGGUCCUCUACAACAAAAGAAGUGGGUGGGUCUAUAGAAUGAGCCACCUAAAAAGAUACCGCCUGGGGCCGCUGGAAUGUGUUGCCUUUAAAGUGGCCCACCUAUUUGAGAACACGGAAGGUGCCCCCUUUGUCGGGCGCUUUCUUUGCCGGACAAUAAUCUCGUAA
Sporothrix schenckii 1099-18 is the source of this 417-nucleotide messenger RNA. RefSeq lists its product as uncharacterized. NCBI's taxonomy places the organism in Eukaryota, Fungi, Ascomycota, Sordariomycetes, Ophiostomatales, Ophiostomataceae. The record is from RefSeq and is a predicted model, not a curated record. Bases 1 to 417 code for a protein of 138 amino acids. The transcript has a single exon.